Molecule: messenger RNA, 4163 nt
Organism: Peromyscus maniculatus bairdii (prairie deer mouse)
Lineage: Eukaryota; Metazoa; Chordata; Mammalia; Rodentia; Cricetidae
Source: RefSeq, a predicted model, not a curated record
AGACUGCUCCAGCAGGGCCGGGAGUGCGGGCGCCCGCGUAGCCUCAGCUUCAUGCCCCGGCCUCAGCCUCAGCCUCACUCAGCCCCAGCCCCGGCUCCGCCGCGCUCGGUGCUCCUCCGUGUUCUGCGAUCCAUGCUCCUUGCUCCUCCGCGCUGCGCCCCGCUGGGCGCGGAGACCUCGGCGCAUCCCCAGCCGCUGAUGGGUUAAAUGUUCCCCGACGCCCACGCAACCACUUAGGGGGAAAGAUGUGGGGUGCGAUGAAGAACAUAGAGGGAACAAGCAAGGAGUCAGCCCCAGAGACACCCUCAAUGAGGGAAUGGCAGCCGGGACCAACGGUGGCAGCCCAGUGCCCUGAAUCUUGACCAGAUGGAGGCCUUCCAGCGGGAGUCCCCAGAAGGUGGCACACAGCUUGGUCGCCCGUUGGAGCUGGAGGAGAGGCCAGCAUCAGAGCCCACAGUGAACUAACCAGGCUCAACGGACCAAAGGGGGCUUAGAAGGGGCCAAAGUGAUCUGCAGCUGCUGGGCUCCCUCCCCUAGUCCUUUUCACCGGAGUUCUUCUUUAGCCACACUCCGGGAUGAGGACCGAGAUGCGGGAAAAGGAAACCGAAUCCUGUAGGUCCCCUUUCUUGGCCCCAGGCAGCUCACGUUGACCUCGGGACUCCAGAACCUCUGUCCUCAUUUCCCUGGCCUCAGCCAGCCUGGGCUUGCUUUCUGGCUACAGUGUCUCCUCCGCGGAGGGACCAGAGUACCACGCCCUCCUCGGAGUUGCAUUCUUAAGGUGUCCUGGGAAGCCACGCCCUCCACGCCCCUUCCCAGCCAUCAGCCCAGGCAGCCCCGAGCCAGUCCGGAAUGGUCCUGCUAUGGCCAAGCUCUGGUUCAAGUUCCAGCGGUGUUUCCGGUAUUUCCGCAGGAAGCCCGUGCGCUUCUUUACCCUGCUGGCUCUCUACCUGACCGCUGGGAGCCUCGUCUUCCUGCACUCGGGCUUCGUGGGCCAGCCCGCUGUGCCCCAGAGCCAGGCGAGCCCUGCCGCGGGGAGCCCAGCCGAAGGAGCCGAGCUGCCCUUCCUGGGCGACUUGCACCUGGGCAGAGGCUUCCGGGACACGGGGGAGGCCUCCAGCAUCUCACGCAGAUACGGACCCUCAUUCAAGAGCAAGGAGCCCAGCGAGAGAGCCAAGCUGGGUGACUACGGGGGAGCCUGGAGCCGAGCCCUCAAGGGGAGGGUUGUCCGGGAGAAGGAGAAGGAAAAGGAAGAGGAGAGAGCCAAGUACAUCGGCUGCUACCUGGACGACACCCAGAGCCGGGCCCUGCGAGGAGUGUCCUUCUUCGACUACAAGAAGAUGACCGUCUUCCGUUGCCAGGACAACUGUGCUGAACGGGGUUACCUGUACGCUGGGCUGGAGUUCGGCGCUGAGUGCUACUGUGGCCACAAGAUCCAGGCGGCCAACGUGAGCGACUCGGAGUGUGACAUGGACUGCAAGGGAGAGCGGGGCAGCGUGUGUGGCGGGGUCAACCGCCUCUCAGUCUACCGGCUUCAACUGGCCCAGGAGUCUGCCCGCAGGUAUGGAAGUGCGGUGUUCAGGGGCUGCUUCCGCCGACCCAACAACCUCUCCCUGGCCUUGCCUGUGACGGCAGCCAUGCCAAACAUGUCCGUGGACAAGUGUGUGGACCUCUGCACAGAGAAGGAGUACCCCCUGGCAGCUCUUGCUGGCACCGCCUGCCACUGUGGCUUUCCCACCACACGGUUCCCUCUUCAUGACCGGGAGGAUGAGCAACUCUGUGCGCAGAAGUGCAGUGCCGAGGAGUUUGAGAGCUGUGGGACCCCCAGCUACUUCAUUGUGUACCAGACACAGGUUCAAGACAAUCGCUGCAUGGACAGAAGGUUCCUCCCAGCCAAGUCUAAGAAACUCAUCGCGCUCGCCAGCUUCCCAGGCGCCGGCAACACGUGGGCUCGCCAUCUCAUCGAACUGGCCACCGGCUUCUACACCGGCAGCUACUACUUUGAUGGCUCUCUAUAUAACAAAGGGUUCAAAGGUGAGCGAGACCACUGGCGAAGCGGUCGGACCAUCUGCAUCAAGACCCACGAGAGUGGCCAGAAGGAGAUCGAGGCCUUCGACGCAGCCAUCCUGCUCAUCCGCAACCCCUACAAGGCCCUCAUGGCUGAGUUCAACCGCAAGUAUGGAGGCCACAUCGGCUUCGCUGCCCAUGCCCACUGGAAAGGCAAAGAGUGGCCCGAGUUCGUCAGGAACUAUGCCCCGUGGUGGGCCACACACACGCUGGACUGGCUCAAGUUCGGCAAGACGGUACUGGUGGUGCACUUCGAGGAUCUGAAGCAGGACCUCUUUGCGCAGCUGGGCCGAAUGGUCAGCCUGCUGGGCGUGGCGGUCAGGGAAGACCGGCUGCUGUGCGUGGAGAGCCAGAAGGAUGGCAACUUCAAGCGCUCGGGGCUCCGCAAGCUAGAGUACGACCCUUACACCGCCGAGAUGCGCAGGACCAUCGCUGCCUACAUCAGGAUGGUGGACACAGCCCUGCGCAGUCGCAACCUCACCGGGGUGCCCGAUGCCUACAGCCCAAGAUGAUGGGUGGCCAGGGAGGGUCCCAGCUCCCCACUUGGCUCCAAGAGCUGGCUUCCCUCUGCCAUGAUGACAACCCCAGGCUUCUGCCUGCCUUCAGAGAGACCCCCUCCGAGGCCUGGGGAGGAGACAUCCAGGCACCUUCCCCUGGCUGCCUGUUUGGGGAGUCCCUGUCCCUGCUGUUGGGGUGGGGGGGAAGGAGAUGAUUAUCAUGGAGACGGCAGUGGUUGGGAGGUUCUGGAGAUGACAGCUGAUGAAAAGUUAUAAGCAGUGACCCUGCAGCUGACUGUGUGGGCCCCUGUCUCUUCCCCUGAGCGAGCACUGGCUUUAUGAUCUCUCUCAGGCCAUCUGUAUGUGACAGGCAGAUGUCUGGGACCUGUCUCCAUGGCCUUAGAUCUCUGGCUUCUGUUGUGGGGGAACUGGUGGCCCGGCACCACCGUGGGAGCUGUCCCCCAGGCUAAAUCACAUAUGAGAUCCAAGCUGGGUGCUGUUCCACUUCGAGGGCUGGAACUCUGUCCUUUCUGCCCACGCUGUGUCUUGGAGGGCGGGGUGACUUUGGGGGUUUUGACCCUUCUUCCAAAAUCCCUUAGGUACCAAACAUCAACCCAAAGGUUGGUCAUGUACCACAUACAGAGCUCCCAACGACCCAUCUUUUCAGGGUGGGGUCCAACAUGUCUAUCUUACACUGCCCUCCUGAACCCUUAACCAGGGAGUCCUUUACUACCCAGGGGAGGGAACAGACUGCUCCAGCUCAGAGGGAGCCACACUCAAAACAGUCCCCCUACGCACAAGACAUCAGCCUCCCUUCCCUCGCUUACAGCCCAACAGGGCCAGUCCGUCCAUCCCGUCCCCCCCGCCCCGCGGGGACUCCUUAGAAACGGGGUAAUGAAUGGCUGUCCAUUCCCACUGCGCCACUGCUCUCUCGAUGCCGAGACACCAAACCAAAGGAUUUCUGACUUGAGUCACUGAUCAUGUUUUCCAAAGCAUGCAUCCAGGAUCCCGUCUCCCCACCUCGGAUCCCCGUGGCUUCCCCUCCAGCCCACACUUUCACCAUUCCCACUGCAUAGACACAAAAGCCAUAGUCACAGCCCCCUUGCUCUUCUGUCUGGAGCAGCCUCCACCCCCCCACCCCCCACCCCCGAAGCCUUGGGGGGGGGGCAAAUGAACACUGGUUCCCACCGAGCCAAGGAACCCCGGAGAAGGGUCACGCAAAGAGAUAUAUUUUUUUAAGAGGAAUAUGACCAAGACAUUCUGCCCCUUGGACACUGGCCACGCAAAAAGAAGGGCCAGAGACUGUCCCUGAUUCCCUUCUCCGAUGCCCUCGUCUGAAGGGUUUGGACCACCCCAGGGCUCAGCCAGGGGGCUCUGAAUGUAUUUUGUAUGGUGUUUCUUCCCCUCCUCCCAGGCUAAUUUAUAGUUUUCUUUCAGCGGGGAGUAGAUGGCCGGGUCUCCCCUCCUGUUUGGAGGUCAGUUCUCUCUGGGUCCAGAACUCGGGCCAGUUCCUUGCUAGUGGCCACCUCUGGUCACGAACUUUCUGUUCGAAGAUUCCUCAGGUUGACACUGUCAUUAAAAAGAGUUUUGUUGCUAAUUCUA